Messenger RNA from Oncorhynchus masou masou (cherry salmon), 9377 nucleotides. RefSeq names its product neuron navigator 3 (gene nav3). The transcript is spliced from 35 exons. The coding region runs from base 624 to 6920 and encodes 2098 amino acids. Gene Ontology annotation, molecular function: ATP binding; ATP hydrolysis activity. Gene Ontology annotation, biological process: nervous system development; neurogenesis. Lineage: Eukaryota; Metazoa; Chordata; Actinopteri; Salmoniformes; Salmonidae. The record is from RefSeq and is a predicted model, not a curated record.
AAUAGAAGCGUGAAUGUGACAGUGUAGUGGAUCCUGGGCCGGGUUCAACAACAUCUUUGAGACACCAGUGUGACGCCAAUGGAAAGCUCCCAUGUGAUGGACUACUCUGGUCAUACCUGUCGUUGGGGAAGAACCUAUGUCCUUUUAUAUCAUAGAGUGCUACUUUUGAGAGUGUUUUUACUGCAAUGAUGGUUCUUCUGUCAAAGUGCCAGAGGCUGUAGAUCACAGGUGUCAGACUCAUUUCACGGAGGGCCGAGUGUCUGUGGGUUUUCCCUCCUCCUUUGUAUUUGAUUGAGGAAUUAAGGUCACUCAUUAGUAAGGAACUCCCCACACCUGGUGGUCUAGGGAUUCAAUGAAUGUACAAAAUGUACAUCUGCAGGCACUAGGACCUCCAUGUAAUGAGUUUGACACCCCUGCUGUAGAUGACUCAAUGAUGGUGAAUAUUUGGCUCUACAUAGAAAGUACCUGCCAUUUAAUUUUCAAUCCAAAUGGUUCUCUCACUAUAUGAGACCAUAUGUGCAUGUAUUGAUCCAGUUGUGUUCCUGAGACGGUUGAUGUAACUGUGUGUCUGUUUAUUUGUCUCCUUUGCAGAAUCGGCGAAGAGCAUCCCUCUGCCUGGCAGCAUGAACGGAGGUGCCCAAGUGCCCACCAGCCUCAGCGGGCAGCAGCUGGCCUCUGCCAUCCCCUCCCCCACCGCCGGCAAGUCCUGGCGCAGCAAGUCCAUGAACAUGAAGCACAGUGCCACCUCCUCCAUGCUCUCGGUCUCCACCUCGCCCUCUCCCUCGCCUACUCCACCCCCCGCCUCCGACCGUCUACGGCCCCCCAUGACUGAGGCGCCCAAGUCGGGCUCUGUCGCUGGCGCCUCCCAGAGAUCCAUGCUGGACAAGUUCCGGAUGAUCAACCCUCGCUCGGCCUCGCGGACUUCACCGUCGGUGGCUGAGAUGGCCUUGCAGGAGGAGGAUGACAUGUCGGAGUACGGUGAGGAAGGGCUAAGCAUAACGGAGCCAAUGUCGUCAAUGUGUACUAGCAGCAGCAACAGCACCAAGCAGCUGGCCAAGACUGCCUCGCCCCCCUCCCUGGCAGCAGCCAAUAAGGGCUGUGUGAAGGGCGCGUCGCCCUCCAGUGGCGGCAGCAAUAAGUCCCUGCCCCAGCCCAAAGACAAGGAGGAUAAGAGCAGGGGCAAAGGAGGCAAGGCCAGCACCCCUCCCAAAGACGAACAACGGGAACCCAUGGUGGAUCCAUCCAAGAAGACCUCUAAGAUCGCCAGCCUCAUCCCCAAGGGAGGCAAGCCUUCAGCGGGCAAGAAGGACAGCGCCAUCCCCCCUGCCUCCAGUGGAAUCCCCAAGCCUGGGCUCAAGGCCCCCUCGGCUACGGGGAAGCCGGCCGGCGGUCAAGCCCAGACCCAGGCCACCCAGGGUGGUAGUGGAGGGGGCAGGGAAGGGGACAAGGCCAAGGUGGUUAAAGGGGGCCAGGGGGGCUACUACAUGCAGCAGCGCUCACUGGGGGGCCUGGAGGGCCGGCGGAGCAACAUGGUGUCUUCCACCAGCACCUCUGCCCUGUCCCAGCCCCCCGGGGCCAUGGGGGGGAACGGAGCGGUGCAGCUCCCCCAGCAGCAGCAGCACAACCACCCCAACACAGCCACCGUCGCCCCCUUCAUGUAUAGGACGUACUCCGAGAACGACUGUACCACGGUGGCCCCCACAGACCACUGCCUCAGCCCCACCAAGGGAGACCUGGUCUACAGCAAGACUGCCAAGCAGUGCCUGGAAGAAAUCUCAGGGGAAGACCCCGAGACGAGACGCAUGCGGACAGUGAAGAACAUUGCUGACCUACGGCAGAACCUGGAGGAGACCAUGUCCAGUCUGCGGGGGACGCAGAUCAGUCACAGCACCUUGGAGACGACCUUCGACAGCACAGUGACCACAGAGGUCAACGGGCGGAGCAUCACCAGUCGCUCCGCCCCCAUGACCUCCUGGCGCCUCGGCCAAUCAGCCCCAAGCCCCCGCCUACAAGCAGGCGACGCCCCUUCUAUGCCCAGUACCUACACCACAGUCCCACCACCUCGGACGGGUGCCAGCACAGGUGGCGCCACUGGGCGGUACGGUCACUCGGACUCCUCCCGGUUUGUGUACAGUGCCCCCCUGAGGCGAGCGGCGACGGCAGGGGCGAGAGGGGCCGAGCAGGGGGAGAAGGGAGGAGGGCCGGAGGGGAUGCUGGAGAUGGACGUGGCAGGGUACAUGAGCGACGGAGACAUCCUGGGGAAGAACGUCAGGACAGAUGACAUCACCAGUGGGUACCUUACAGACGGUGGUCUUCACCUAUACUCACGGAACGUCGGUCGCGCCCCUGACCUGAACACAGCGCUAGAGGUCACCCAGAGGGUGGUCAAGGAGGUGCACGGGGACGCAGACAGUUGGGAUGACAGCAGUUCGGUCAGCAGCGGUCUCAGUGACACUGUAGAUAACAUCAGCACAGACGAUCUGAACACGCCCACCUACCCUGCCAUCACAUCGUCACCACGCAAGAACAAGGCAGCCCAGGCGGACACACACCAGCAUGUGGAGCAGGAGGUCAGCAGCAGCUGGGCCGGAGCUGAAGAUCUGAAGAAGGUGGACGAGGAGCUGGAUGUCAGCAUGGAGCCUGGCUCAAAGUGGAAGCCUUCCUCCUCCUCUGCCUCCUCGCCAGCGGGGCAGUGUGGUGAGGAUCCCGGGCAGAAGACGGGCCUACCCAUGUCCCAGACUGGCUCCUGGAGGAGGGGUAUGACUGCCCAGGUGGGCAUCACGCCCCCCCGGACCAAAGGAACCAGCGCCACCCUAAAAACCCCUGGUCAAACUGAUGAUGCCAAGGCCUCAGAGAAAUGCAAGGCCCCCUCCAAGACCGCUGGCAUCCAGCGCUCGCCCUCCGACGCCGGCAAGAGCAGUGGCGACGAGGGCAAGAAACCCCCCUCGGGCAUCGCCCGCCCCCCCACCACUGGGUCGUUCGGCUAUAAAAAGAUGGCCAGCCCCCCCUCCGGUGCCCUCAUCACGUCCAGUGGUGCCACCCUGGCCAGUGGCUCCGCCACACUGGGGAAGGUGCCCAAGUCUUCGGCUAUCGGCAAGGGGACAGGGAUCAGCGGAGGCCGUAAGACCAGCCUGGAUGGCUCCCAGCCCCAGGACGAUGGGGUGCUGAUGGGCUGCGGAGGCUCCAAGGUGCCCCUCCAGUACCGCUCUCUGCCCCGGCCGGCCAAGUCCUCCAGCGGGGGGGUGGUGGGGCGCAGCGGCCACCGCUCCAGUUCCAGCAGCAUCGAUUCCAAUGUCAGCUGCAAGUCGGCCGGAGGAACGGGGACCAAGCGAAGGGACGCUGGGAAGGUGGGCUCGGGGCGCUCCAGCCCCAUCCCCAUCACCAUCAACCAGACGGACAAGGAGAAAGUGGCCGUGUCAGACCAGGACCCAGCAGGUUUAUCCACCUCCCCCAAGUCCAGCCCCACCUCCACGGGCCAGUCUGGCCUCAGACAACCAGGGUCCAAGUACCCGGACAUUGCCUCACCCACCUUCCGCAGGUUGUUUGGCACCAAAGCCAGCAGCAAGGCCAGUACCCCAGGCACACCUGACUCAGGCAAGUGCCCCUCUGCGUUGGGCAGCCCUCAUGGCACAUUGGCGCGCCAGGCCAGCCUGGACUCUCCCUCCUCGGGCACGGGGAGCCUGGGCAGCGCGGGCGGGCAGAGCGGGGCGAGCAGCCCACUUUAUGGCAAGGCCCCUGACCUGGGCACUGAUUCACCUGCCUCCAGCCCGGCGUCAGGCCUCUCGCUGCCCUCCAACGCCCGCCCCUGGCCCACCAACCUCAGCAGCUCCUCGGCAUGCUCUGGCAGUAAGGACACACUGAGCUGCCAGAGCAUGACCAGUCUGCACACCAGCUCCGAGUCCAUUGACCUGCUGCUGGGGCACCACCACGGCCCCAAAGUCACCCGCACGGCCAGCGUCAAGUCCACGCUUUCUGAGGGCAUGCCUCUUGACAGAAACACACUCCCCAAAAAGGGACUGAGGUACCCUCCCUCGUCCAGACAGACGUCCCAUGAGGAGGGGAAGGAGUGGCUGCGUUCUCACUCCACUGGAGGGUUACAGGACACGGGGAGUCAGUCCCCUCUCUCCCCCCCUGGAGUUGCAUGCACAAGCACUGGAAAAUACCACUACUCCAACCUGCUGAGCCCCACCAACCUGUCACCCUACAACCUGCCAGGACCCAGCAGUAUGAGUCGCUCCAACAGCAUCCCUGCCCAGGACUCCUUUGACCUGUAUGGAGAAGCCCACCUGGGGGGCAGCGCCACCUCUCUGGAGGACAGACCCCGGGGCAUGAGCCGCUCUGGCUCCUUCAGGGACAGCACCGAUGAAGUCCAUGGAUCCUCACUGUCUCUGGUCUCCAGCACCUCGUCCCUGUACUCUGCGGUUCUUUCCUUUCUGGCCAAGACAGAGGAAAAGGCACAUUCUGAGGGUCAAACAGGCCAAAAUACCACGCAAAUCAGGAAGCUGCGACGAGAGCUGGACGCCUCCCAGGAAAAGGUUGCGACCCUCACAUCUCAGCUGUCUGCCAAUGCUCACCUGGUGGCAGCCUUUGAGAAGAGCCUGGGGAACAUGACCUGUCGCCUAACGAGCCUCACCAUGACAGCUGAGCAAAAGGAGUCGGAGCUGGCUGAGCUGAGAGAGACCAUUGAGGCGCUGAAAGCCCAGAACACAGACGCCCAGACAGCCAUCCAAGUGGCCCUCAACGGCCCCGACCACCUACACAAAGACCUGCGGAUUAGGCGGCAACACUCGUCGGAGAGCAUGUCCAGCAUCAACAGUGCAGCCAGUCACUCGUCCCUGGGCAGCGCCAAAGACCUAGAGGACAAGAAGAAGAAGAAGAAGAGCUGGGGAAAAGAGAGGGGCAACAAGGUGGCUGAUUCCAUCCCAGCACAGUUGCGGAGCUCGUUCAAGCAGGCCUUCAGUAAGAAGAAGGGCAACAAACCUCAGUCUCCCCACGACGACAUCGAAGAGAUGACGGACUCAUCGCUGCCGUCCUCGCCCAAGCUACAGCAUGCUAACAGACAGGACAGCUUCCCAACACUACUCUCCUCAGCCUCUACCACAGAGCUGUGUGAGUGCACGGAGGCGGAGGCAGAGAUCAUCCUGCAGCUGAAGAACGAGCUGAGGGAGAAGGAACUGAAGCUGACAGACAUCCGCCUGGAGGCUCUUAGCUCCGCACACCACCUGGACCAGAUCCGAGAGGCCAUGAACCGUAUGCAGGUGAGGAACCAGAAUGAGAUCGAGCUGCUGAAAGCGGAAAAUGACCGGCUCAAGACGGGAGGCACCACGCCUGCCGCCACGCCAGCCAAGAUGGGCCGGCCGCCCUCUGAGACCUCCAGCACAUCCUCGUCCUCCUCGCGCCAAUCUCUGGGCCUGUCCCUCAACAACCUCAAUAUCACAGACACCAUCAUGUCAGAUAUUCUCCUGGACGAUGGUUAUGAGGGCAAUCUACGCAAAGAGGGGCGCAGUGUCCGCAUUGUGGUCACAAUCAACAGUGGCUCCAAUAAGACCAAGGGUAUGCAAAGCCAGGAGCACCUCAUUGGUUCCAUCGGCGUGAGCGGAAAGACCAAGUGGGAUGUGCUAGAUGGAGUAAUCAGACGAUUAUUCAAGGAGUACGUGUUCCGGGUGGACCCACUGACCAGUCUGGGGCUGAACUCAGACAGUAUAGUCAGCUAUAGGAUGGGGGAUGUGGUGCGGGCCCACGCCUCUGAACUGCCUGAAAUGCUGCCCUGUGGCUACCUGGUGGGGGACAACAACGUCAUCAGUGUCAACCUCAAAGGUGUGAAGGAGAACAGCAUAGACAGCCUGGUAUUUGACACCCUCAUCCCCAAGCCCAUCGUCCAGAGAUACCUCAACCUGCUCAUGGAGCAUCGCCGCAUCAUCCUCUCUGGGCCCAGCGGCACCGGGAAGUCCUUCCUGGCCAGCAAGCUGGCAGAGUUCAUUGUCACCAAGUCUGGUCGAAAGGUCACGGAGAGCAACUUGGCGAGCUUCAACGUGGACCAGAAAUCCAGCAAGGACCUGCGUCAGUACCUAUCCAGCCUGGCAGAGCAGUGCAACACUGAGGAGAGCGAGACGGAGCUGCCCACCGUGGUCAUACUGGACAACCUCCACCACAUCGGCUCACUCAGCGACAUCUUCAACGGAUUCCUCAACUACAAGUACCACAAAUGCCCUUAUGUGAUUGGAACCAUGAACCAGGGAGUGUCUUCCUCUCCCAACCUUGAGCUUCACCACAAUUUCAGGUGGGUGCUGUGUGCCAACCACACAGAGCCGGUCAAGGGUUUCCUGGGCCGAUUUCUGCGCAGGAAGCUGAUCGAGACGGAGAUCAACAGGAACAUGCGCAGCAAUGACCUCAUCAAGGUCAUCGACUGGAUUCCCAAGACGUGGCAGCACCUCAACGGCUUCCUGGAGGCCCACAGCUCCUCAGACGUCACCAUCGGUCCCAGGCUCUUCCUGUCCUGCCCCAUGGAUGCAGAUGGCUCGCGGGUGUGGUUCACUGACCUAUGGAACUACUCCCUGGUGCCUUACCUGCUGGAAGCCGUCAGAGAAGGGCUCCAGCUGUACGGCAAGAGGGCGGCGUGGGAGGACCCGUCCAAGUGGGUGAAGGACACCUACCCCUGGAGAUCUGCCUCCUUGCAGCAUGACAGCCAGGCCCUGCUCCAGUUACGGCCAGAGGACGUGGGCUAUGACGGCUACAGCUCCUCCAAAGAGGGCGCCUCCUCCAAACAAGUGUCACAGAGUGACACGGAAGGAGACCCACUGAUGAACAUGCUAAUGAGGCUGCAGGAGGCGGCCAACUACUCCAGCGCGCAGAGCUGCGACAGCGACAGCGCCAGUCACCAUGACGACCAGCUGGACUCGUCGCUGGAGUCGGCGCUCUAGACGAGAGCUCGGAGAGGAGACCUCAGAUGGAGUGACGUAGCGGAGCGCUUUUCAGCGUGGCGUCAGCGAGACGUGGCGGCUUGAACACUUCCAGGCACCCCACACAUAACACAGAGAGAUGUGUGUAGUCAGGAGAUGUCUGUUAGCGGGGUCGGGGGGAGUAAGCCCUCUGACAAAAUGGAGUAGAUUUUUGUGUAUGGUGGUUGAGACACAGUCCUCCAUUUCUCCACUGGAUGUGGCAUCCCAAAAUGCAGGCUGCACGUACACAGUGAGAGACAAUUAUGUCUGCGGUUCUACACCAUACAACUGGAAUUGACAUUAUAGUUUUAUUUAUGUUGAUUCACAGUUGUUGUAUUAACUACGGAUGUUUACAAGGGCCAAAUUCUGGUUUUGUUUACUAAGGUGCUGAACAAAAAAGGCACGUAUCCGUCCCGUCAAACCCUGACCUCAGACGAGCCACAUGGUGCUGGUCCCGUGCUUAAACCUGUCCCUAGUUUACAGGCAACGCCAAGACCCUCCGUACACCCCUCGCCAACAAGCACAAAAAGAGCACUGUGUGUCGUCCAACCAACUGCUACUGUGAAACAAUGGACAAGUGCCCGUGUUACCGUUUGAUAUACUGCCAAGGGCACUGCGACGUGUCCGUCCACAUCCACAGAGUCCUUUUAGGCUUUUCACACUAGCAGACCAGUUGUUCACCCUUUCCUUAAAAGAUGGACAGCACUAUACCAACAGAUGGGUGCUGAAGGGAGGGGUGGCUCCUUCAAUCCAAGGGCCAGGUCAAGAACAGUACAAGCCUGAUAUUGGUGCUUUCUCAAUGCAAAGCUCUGAGACAGGGGUGUAUUACUUCAGCCUUUGGCUCCCUGCUGACCAUCCCGAGUGGAUAGGAGAUUGACAGGAACACACACUUCCUGACACACAACCAUUCAAAUAAAGUGGUCCCGUAUCGUCUCAGUGGGUGCUUUAAUUUCAGUACAGUAAAGGAGAGUUUUAUAACUACUUUUAGGCCAAAAUAUCUCACAAAUCCCGUCAAAAAGUAUGUUGCCCAAAACCAUCCACUUUUGUUUCUGACAGUAAUAUUGUACAAGCAAAAUGGCUGUUAUACUGUAUUUGCAAGUGGAACUGACCAAUUGUAUAAAAGUUCAAAGGGGUGGGCAUUUUUUUAGUUGUUGCUUUUACCCAGUUGAGCUGGGUUCACUUGAACUGUCAUGAGCACAACCCGACCCUUUUGAUUUUAUAGCCUAAGGAGCAUGUUUUAAGCUUUCUAGGGGGGAACAUUUGAAGGAGACUUUUACUUUUACAUAACAGCGUGUGGUAGGGACAGAAGCCAUUUUGGAUUUUGAUUGUCCUUCCUCCAUUAAUGAGUGGGUUGGUUUUGCACAGUUAAAGUGGGGGUGUAAAUAAUAAAGUAUUGCACAGUGAAUCAGAGAUGCAUUCUUUCCUGUUGAUGUUAUAUUACGCUUUAACUCGCUGAGAAUUAUUGUACGUUGCAAAAAAAAUACAAAAUAGAAAUGCAAAAAACCAACAAGCUGUCAGAAACAGGUGUAUGUCUUGUGGUGAUUGGCUGUCUUGCUGCAGGAGGCAUACGAUGUACAGUAUGAUAUUAUUAUUUUUAAACGCUGUAUAUUAAAUGUUCACUAAAUCACUGAUUUGAGGAGCAAACCAUUCAAUUUAUCAAGAAAAGAAAAUCUGGUCAUUGUCACAGAUUUUCCUUUUGUAUAUUCUCUGGAACUAGCAUUUGGUGACUCAUCCCCCUAUUCAACAGGCUAAAAUUCACAAAGCAUUACACUGUAACAUUUCUGAAUAUACUUUCAUUCAGUCUUGUAUUCGGUUUUAGUAGAAUCUGAUUUUUUUGUCAUCCCAUUCUGAGGUACUCUUUUCCUGCUGUUGUGCUAUUUACAAUUCCAAAUAACAGGUGCUACUGGUCAACUAAAUCUACCAGAUUCCAUUUUCUGCAGAAAAUGUUGUCACAACCUCAGGACAAGCUCUUGUUGUCAUCACUUGGCUGUGACAAAUGUAUUUUUUAUUUUGUUUUUGCACGCAUCAUUGUUGGUCUACCCCAUCAGCCUGCAUCUAAACAUAGAGCCUGACACACACACACACACACAGUCGGUAAGACAUAGCUCCCCUCCAACACAGCAGACAUCUAGUCACUCCUCCCUGCUCCCCUAGGACACAAUCAGUUGCCUAGUUAACCAGACGUUUUCACAACACAAACAGUGUACCAUUAUGUCAUGGUGACACCAUACAAUCUCAAUGACAUCUUUUAGUUAAACAUUGCAUUUACUGCUUUGAGAGAAGAGUUUCUUUUUUUUGUUGAAACAUUUGUCCUUAAAUGUUUUAUAUUUUGUACAUUUGUAUGUAACAUAUCGUGUAAAUAGACAGAGACAGCGAUUUAAAUCAUCUGGAGGGAUUUUGUAGUCUUUGUAAAGCCCUAAUAAAUGGUAUUUGGUGUCA